AUGUUACCUUAUCCUACAGAUACUUCCGUGGUGUCGUUGUCUCAAUUUGUGCUUGUCAAGGAGGAUUCGCCAAAUCUUUUCCACUGCUCGUUCAAUCCAACUAGUGGAAGAUUCCUUCCAAGUGGAAAUAAAGUUAUAGUCUCCAACGCAAGUUUUGGAAAAUUGCAUACCCCAAUGGCACAGCUCCUCAAGGCGCUGGUGCUCUUCUUAGCUAUAAGUAGUGUAGUCUCAUGCAGAGCACGAACUAAAGAGAGUUCAGACUCCGCUGAGACCACCAGACGUCGUUCCACCACCACUACAACCACCACCACCACUCCUACUACCCCCACACCUACUACAACUACACCUGUUUCCACUACUACCACCCCUCUUUCUACUACUACCACAACCAUUCCUGCUACCACAACUUCUACGAAUUCCCCAUGUGAUGGCUAUAAAUGCGCACCCGCGGACACAUGUCAUAUGAUCACUCCAAAUUGCGUAACUUGUACUCCUGUGCCUUACUGCCUGCCCCCAACAUGCAACACGGUAUGUCCCAAGUGCGCUAGCAAUGAAAAGUGUAUCCUCUUCACUAAUGCUACAAUUUGCCCAAGAGCUCCUUGCUGCCCUUCUCCUACCUGCGUCCCCCUAUGA
This is a messenger RNA of Necator americanus (New World hookworm), 633 nucleotides long. RefSeq lists its product as uncharacterized. Bases 1 to 633 code for a protein of 210 amino acids. The transcript has 6 exons. NCBI's taxonomy places the organism in Eukaryota, Metazoa, Nematoda, Chromadorea, Rhabditida, Ancylostomatidae. The record is from RefSeq and is a predicted model, not a curated record.